Messenger RNA from Colletes gigas, 2567 nucleotides. It is a transcript of the gene Gga, whose product is annotated as ADP-ribosylation factor-binding protein GGA3. Gene Ontology annotation, biological process: intracellular protein transport; vesicle-mediated transport. Gene Ontology annotation, cellular component: trans-Golgi network. The record is from RefSeq and is a predicted model, not a curated record. The coding region runs from base 538 to 2526 and encodes 662 amino acids. The transcript is spliced from 11 exons. Lineage: Eukaryota; Metazoa; Arthropoda; Insecta; Hymenoptera; Colletidae. Gene Ontology annotation, molecular function: small GTPase binding; phosphatidylinositol binding; ubiquitin binding.
AUUGUAUCUAUACACAAACACGGCGUAAAGAAUGAGUUUGAUCGUAGAUCUCACAGUACACGAAAUUUAUCCGUGAAAACGCACGGGUGUACGGAGAACCGUUUGUGUGGUGGAGCGGCAUUUCUGUAUCGGGCGUAUACAUAUAUUUAAUCAUGUUUCGCUCGUAUCAUUAUAAAGAUUGUCGGUAAAAAGCCUUCUUUUUAAUCUACGUGCAUAUAGUACCUGUAACGACACACGUUUAUCGAAGUGCCCAUCAGUGUUCGAAGAAAAACGCAACAGCUGUUUGCGUCGAAAGAUUUUAAAGACGAUUGAGAAAAUCCAUUUUGUUUUUAACAAUAUCGAAAUAGAAUAACAAGUACAAAUGGGUUACGAAUCGUAAAUGUUGGAAUUACUUCGACACUCCUUACGUUUAAUAUCGAGAGAAUCCCGAGGAAAACAAUCAAAAUGGUACCUUUCAGUGUUUUUCCCAUGUAGCUGUCAAAUAAUUAGAUAUAAUUCAAACAUUCAAACUCGGAAAUAACGGGUGAAACUAUAAAAAUGGAUGUGUCAAUGAUAAGAUUAGAAUCUAUAAUACAAAAGGUAACAAAUCCGCAAAGUCAGAAACUCGAUGUAGUAGAGGCAACCGAAGCAUUCUGUGCAAUACUUACUAAGGAACCAGAUAGCAUUCAAGUCGGGACUAAGUUAUUAGCAUUGUAUAUCCAAUCGUCUGAUGAAUUUGAAGCGCUUCAAACCCUUGCUCUAUUGGAUACAUGCAUGCGAAGAUGUGGAUCAUCUUUUCACGCUGAAAUUGGUAAAUUUCGUUUUUUAAAUGAAAUGAUCAGACUAGUUUCGCCAAAGUAUUUAGGUGGCGAUACGCCGAUUAUGGUACGUCAAAAAGUAUUACAAUUGCUGCAAACGUGGACAAAGGAAUAUCCACGGGAAUUAAAAAUUAAAGAAGCGUACGAAAUGUUGAAAAAACAAGGUGUCGUUGAGGAUGAUUCAACAUCCACGAUUAACGUCCCGGAAGAUGGAUCAAAAGUAUCAAAAUCUAAACACACGAUAUUCGACGACGAGGAGAAAUCCAAACUAUUGCAGAAAUUACUUCAAAGUAAAAAUCCUGAUGAUUUGCAAGCUGCUAACAGACUGAUUAAAACUAUGGUGAGAGAGGAUGAAAGACGUGUACAAUUGAACUCGCGUAGAAUAAUGGAAUUAGAAUCUGUACAUAACAAUGCUAAGUUACUAUCAGAGAUGUUGGACUCUUAUAAUAGUAAUGAGACUAGUAGGGAAGAUCUCGAAUUGAUGAAGGAAUUGCGUCAAGCCUGUGAACGAUUAAAACCAAUUGUACUGAGAUUAGCAAAUGAAACUCAAGAUAAUGAAGAAAUGCUCGGUGACGUGCUUGCCGCAAGCGAUGAAUUGGGACAGGUGUUUGAAAAAUACACUGCGAUCAUAGUACGUGGUGAAUGCGUAAAGCCUAAAACGGAUUCCAACACCGGCCCGUAUUUGUUAGAUUUAUCUUCUCCAACAGAGAACAUUACUGUUGAGAGUAGUGGUACAAAUACGAGUUACGAUGCCACAACAACAAACCAUCAAUCAGACAUGGAAGUUUUAGGGGAUAUCUUCAGUUCAAUAGGGAAAUCUGAAAAUCUAGAAAUCUCGCCUGUUUCGAACGCAAACCUCUUAAUACCUGAUUCAAUGAUCAUGCAACCAAUCAGUGUUUUGCCUACAAAUAAAAAAGGUGAAUCGAUUAACACACCUGAAAAGAAAAUAGACAGUAAAACAAGAGCACUGGAGGAAUUGAACGAAUUAGGAGAGUCUUUGCUCAAACAAAGUUUAUCAGGUACAAUAUCAAGUGCUCGCUCCAAUUCAGCAAGCAAGCAAACUGUAAGUCGUACGUUACACAUAGAACCCUCGAUAGAACGUCGCGAUUCAACUAUACUUCCUCAUGGCGAUUCUUCACAUUUUUCUGGUUCGUUAGACGUUGCGAGCACAAAAAUCAACAAAUUGACCAAUUUCAAUUCUGAUUCGCUCGACAGUCAAAGUCUUUUGCCCCCCUUGUCUCUCCCUAUUUCUCACAACACAAACGAAAAGCCAUCGACGACAGAGAAUGCUACUUGUAUAGAAUCCGAGAUCAAACCAUUGACGGAUAUUAACGUUAGCCUUCAAGAUAUUACGCCAGGUAUUAAUCCACCUAUAACUGUAAUGGAAGAAAAAAAUGGUAUAACCGUCGUGCUUCAUUUUGCUCGAGACAAUCCAAGAGAAGAUGUGUAUGUCGUGGUAAUUACAACAAUGAGCAAAAAUGUGAAACCACUUAGUAAUUAUUUGUUUCAAGCAGUGGUGCCAAAAAAAUGUAAAUGUAGACUUCAGCCACCUUCUGGAAUUGAAUUACCAGGUCAUAAUCCAUUUCUUCCCCCACCAGCAAUCACCCAAAUUAUGUUGAUUGCUAAUCCUAAUAAGAAAACCGUAUCCUUAAAAUUCAUGUUAAGUUAUACAAUGGACGACGAGACCUUCACAGAAAUGGGAGAAGUAGAAGCGUUGCCUUUGCUCUGAAAGACAUUUUAAACCUGUUACUUAAAAGUCAUUAUAAUAAG